CCGGAAAUCCACAAGUAAGAACAUGUCAGAGUAGUCCACCGUGUGUUGCCGAUGUUGGUUACGUAUCUUCAAAUUUUGCUGUGAUAAACACUGCUUGACCUAAACACUAACCUAACAGAUCUGCAUAUGCUAACUUAUUUGAAGUACGUUUUUAGUCACAGAAUCAUGACAUCUUAGCCGUCUUCGUUAGAUCCCACAGUAGCCUUAGAUCGCACAGCAUUAUAACAUCUUAGCCUUCUUCAUUAGCUCGUACUCGAAUGUAUCAGCCAUAGGCAAGUGGAUGCAGAGACCGCGACAAUAUAGAAGUGAAUUCCUCCGUGCGAAAUGCGACGUGCCAGUUAUUUAUGUAAUGUCGCUCUCUGUAACUUUUACAAACAAGGAAACAGAGCUUGAAAGCCAUUGUAUUUUUUUCCUUUGUGGUUUUCCCCAGACUAUAUAAGAAACUCUGGGCGGAUCAUCUCUGGUCCGUUGCUAACAUGGAUCUUGGACUGCCGUCGAGCUCUGGCUGUGAUGAAACACACCAGGUACCCCUGAGAGUGAAAGAAGAGGACAUAAAAGAAGAGGAAUAUGGACAUAUGAUUACAUGCCAGGAUGAAGAAGAAAAGCCCAUUGCAGAUCUUCACUGUAAAACUGAAUCAGACUUCACAGAGUCACUAAGCUCCACUCAUAAUGAAACACUACAGACAACAGUGGAGGUUAAAGUGAAGAAAGAAGAGGAUGAGCAACAACACAACGAUUGUUUUCUGGAAAGAAACUCUGGACAGGAUCAUCUCUGGUCCGUUGCUAACAUGAAUCUGGGACUACCGUUGAGACCUGGCUGUGAUGAAACACACCAGGUACCCCUGAGACUGAGAGUGAAAGAAGAGGACAUAAAAGAAGAGGAAUAUGGACAUAUGAUUACAUGCCAAGAUGAAGAAGAAAAGCCCAUUGCAGAUCUUCACUGUAAAACGGAAUCAGACUUCACAGAGUCACUAAGCUCCACUCAUAAUGAAAUACUACAGACAACAGUGGAGGUUAAAGUGAAGAAAGAGGAUGAGCAAGAACACAACGAUUGUCUUCUGGAAAGUGCAUCAGAACAUCCAGAUGGAACACAACAUAAGAUCCAUGGACAGAAUGAUGAACUCAGCCAGCAACUCAAUGGAAGGCCGUACCACUGCACAGUCUGCCUGAAGAGUUUCACAGUCCUGAGAGAACUCGAGGAACACCAGAAAACACACACUCUUAGUGUUACUCAAAAGCAGAACACUGGUGCAUCAGAACAUCCAGAUGGAACACAACAAAAGAUCCAUGGACAGAAUGAUGAACUCAGCCAGCAACUCAAUGGAAGGCCGUACCACUGCACAGUCUGCAGGAAGAGCUUCACAGUCCUGAGAGAACUCGAGGAACACCAGGAAACACACACUCUUAGUGUUAAUCAAAAACAGAACACUGUUAUACCGGGAUCCACCUUUAAAAUGUGUAUCUCGUGCCAAGCACGCAUCUGGGUGGCAUGCAAGAGGUGCAAGGUUUGUGGUGCUGAACAGCCAAAGAAGGCUGCCCUUGAGAAGGUGAAGGCGAGGGCCACAAAGGAGUGGGCACAGAAGAUGGUCCGAGGCCACAAUGUCCCCAAGGUUCUCGAUAAGGCAUCAGCCCUGGUGUUCCAAAUGCAGCAAGUGGGCUUGUGCCCACUCCUGUUGUUCUGCCGCACUAAAGCCACAGGUGUCAAAGCGGAUCUUUCCACCUCGAUUGUGCCUAAAACGGACCAAGAGAAGAAGGCUCUUGUUCACAUUAAGACCCUAUUUGAGGGUCUCGUGAAAUCAGUGGCAGCUCGAUCCGCUACACCUGGGACGCCUGCACCACCUCCCUCUGCUACAACAGGGAAAUCUGCACCACCUACCUCUGCUACAACAGGGAAAUCUGCACCACCUACCUCUGCUACACCUGGGACGGAAAUCUGCACCACCUACCUCUGCUACACCUGGGACAUCCGCACCACCUCCCUCUGCUACACCUGGGACGCCUGCACCACCUCCCUCUGCUACACCUGGGACAUCUGCACCACCUCCCUCUGCUUCCCCAGGGACAUCUGCACCACCUCCCUCCGCUACACCUGGGACAUCUGCACCACCUCCCUCUGCUUCCCCAGGGACAUCUGCACCACCUCCCUCUGCUACACCUGGGACAUCUACAUCACCUCCCUCUGCUACACCUGGGACAUCCGCACCACCUCCCUCCGCUCCAUCCUUGGACCAGGUGUUUACAUUUACAUUUAG
Messenger RNA from Clupea harengus (Atlantic herring), 2252 nucleotides. Its product is annotated as zinc finger protein 184-like. Bases 477 to 2252 code for a protein of 591 amino acids. Gene Ontology annotation, molecular function: DNA-binding transcription factor activity, RNA polymerase II-specific; RNA polymerase II transcription regulatory region sequence-specific DNA binding. The transcript is spliced from 8 exons. The record is from RefSeq and is a predicted model, not a curated record. NCBI's taxonomy places the organism in Eukaryota, Metazoa, Chordata, Actinopteri, Clupeiformes, Clupeidae. Gene Ontology annotation, cellular component: nucleus. Gene Ontology annotation, biological process: regulation of transcription by RNA polymerase II.